AUGGAACCGUUUGAAUACAAUGCGAGCCCAGCCCGAGUCAUCUUCGGAACUGGCACUAUAAAAAAUAUACCAGAUGAAAUUAUACGGCUGGGUGUAACAGCCCCGCUACUUCUAUCUACUCCGCGACAAGCAAAGCUCGUGGAUGACGUGAAGAACAUGCUGCAAGGGAAAGUAGCUGGAGCCUUCAACGACGCGGUGAUGCAUAUUCCAACGCAUAUUACGGAGAAGGCACUGGCGUAUGCACAGGAACAAGAUGCGGAUAGCAUCAUAUCCAUAGGCGGCGGAAGCGUCAUCGGGCUAGGGAAAGCUAUCAGUUUCCGGACAGGGCUUCCACACAUAUGUAUUCCAACUACGUAUUCUGGCAGCGAGAUGACGCCGAUACUUGGGGAAACGGUUAACGGGGUAAAGAAUACUAAAACUGACCCAAAGAUCCUGCCUGGAACGGUGAUAUAUGAUGUCGACUUGACGAUGUCGUUACCCGCCAGUCUAAGUGCUACGAGUGGAGUUAAUGCAAUUGCUCACGCAGUGGAAGCAUUAUAUGCCCGGAAUGGAAAUCCAAUCGUGAAGCUCCUAGCUCGAGAAGGCAUCAAAAGCCUUUCCACCGCGUUGCCAGAGAUCGUAGCAAAUCCGCAUUCCGAAGCUGCGCGAUCUGCUGCUCUCUAUGGCGCUUGGCUGUGCGGAUUGUGCCUAGGGAGUGUUGGUAUGGCCCUGCACCACAAACUGUGCCAUGCAUUGGGCGGCAGCUUCAACCUGCCACACGCAGAAACACAUACGGCUGUGCUUCCUCACGCCAUUGCUUACAACUCUCCAAACAUCCCCGACACAAUGGCGACUUUGGCAGAGGUGCUUCCGGGCAGUGAAGGCGACGCAAUUCGCGGCCUAAAUGUUCUUUUGGCGAAACUACAGGUGAAACGAGGGGCGAAGGAGUUUGGAAUGAAGGAAGAGGACAUCGACCAGGCCGCCGAGAUAGCAGUGAGGAAUGCCUACUGGAAUCCCCGUGAAGUUCAGAAGAAGCCCAUUAGGGAGCUUAUUAGACGGGAACAAGGGAAUGCAAAGAAUAAAUAUAUCAAAGAAGGGAAAUUGGCGGCAGCAGGGGAAAUGGCAGAAGAUUUGAAGGCUGCGCCGGUCCUUUCGACUCCAGACUCUCGGAUCCUAGAUGAAACAGAGCCUACAGCGAACAAUCGAUCCAUAGGCCAGAACUUAUCCGACGAGGAAUUUCGCAUCACAUAUGAUAUUGAACGGACGAUCAGGGAGAUCAAACAAGGAAAAUGGCAAAGGAUUGCCCUUCAAUUUCCCGAUGAUAUGCUACCUGAUGCCCCACGGGUUUUCCAGCUCUUGAGUCGCGGCCUCAAUCCUCAAACGGCGGGGAAUAAUAGUGGGACAACGAAGCACACGACCAACGGCCAUGAUGGAGACGACAAGGGCGUGGAAGAGGUGGUCGAUUCUAUCAAUAAGGAGCUGAAUUUGGACGAGAAAGCUGAUUGUCCGGCUCCCAAACUAUAUAUUCUUGCUGAUACCUCCUACGGAACCUGCUGUGUGGAUGAAGUUGCUGCAGAGCAUGUUGAUGCUGACGUUGUCGUACAUUAUGGGAGAUCAUGUCUAUCACCAACCGCAAGAUUACCAGUGGUCUAUAUCUUUACAUGUAGACCGCUCGAUCAUGAUGCUGUUGUCCGGGCAUUCGAGGAAUCAUACCCAAACCGCGAGGAACGCAUCACAAUUGUUGCAGACGUCACCUAUGCUGCCCAUGUUGACGCAAUAGCAUCCAUCCUCACAAAGAGAAAGGGCUAUACAAACGUUUUUGCGACACAAGUAGUGCAUAAUCCCUCGUCGCCAAUUCCCAACCGGACCAUCCCACCAUCGGUCGAAAGCGAUAACGAAUCAUUACAUGAAUGGCAGCUCUUCCAUAUUUCGGAUCCCCCAACCUCACUGCUUUUGACUCUAUCUUCCCGUGUGGCCGCAAUCCGGAUAUUCCCCACUGAUCAGGGAACCAGUAGUGGUCCUGCUUCUGGAAGCAAAGCCCUUCUAACAUCAACGACAACUUCCCUUCGCCGUCGUUAUGCGAUUUUAACGCGUCUCAACACCGAACCGAUAUUUGGAAUCCUCGUGAAUACCCUCAGCGUGAAGAACUACCUCCACAUAGUCCAGCAUGUGCAAAAACUCAUCGCUGCGGCUGGAAAAAAGAGCUACCUGUUUGUAGUCGGAAAAUUGAACGUGGCCAAAAUAGCAAAUUUCAGCGAGAUUGGAGGAUGGGUCAUUAUCGGAUGCUGGGAAAGUUCACUUGUAGACAGCAGAGACUUUUGGAGGCCGGUCAUCACGCCAUAUGAGCUUGAACUUGCCUUACAAAGUGACAAUGAGAGAGUAUGGACUGGAGCUUGGAGCAGCGAUUACCAGUCGCUUCUUAACUCUGAGAUAUCUGCAUCUACGACGAAUGCGGACAUUGAAACCGAAACUGCUGCGGCUGAUCAAGGUGAAGGCGAAGGUGAAGAUGAAGCUUUCUCUGAGCCGGAGUCAGCACCUCCCGAUUUCGAUCUACGAACGGGUCGAUAUGUUUCAACAUCGAAUACGCGACCCAUGCAGGCUUUGCCACAUGCUGCAGAUUCCGGCCCGUCAAACGAACAGGUUGCCAGCGGUUCGAAGUCGCUAGCCAAACGGUUCAACACAGACGUUGCCACGAUCGGCGGCGUCGUCUCCCCUGGUGCCGAGUUUCUCAAAUCCAAUAGGUCGUGGAAGGGUCUAGGCAGUGAUUUCGUCGUUGAAUACGAGGAGGACUCUAGCCAGGACGGUGGCCCUAAGGGAAGCGCGGUCGUCGAAGGGCUUGCCGGCAUCGCCCGAGGAUAUAGAAUCGGCGAUAACCAGGAACGACGAUAG
Molecule: messenger RNA, 2868 nt
Organism: Arthroderma uncinatum
Lineage: Eukaryota; Fungi; Ascomycota; Eurotiomycetes; Onygenales; Arthrodermataceae
Exons: 3
Coding region: 1-2868 (955 amino acids)
Biological process (GO): protein histidyl modification to diphthamide
Molecular function (GO): metal ion binding; maleylacetate reductase activity; 2-(3-amino-3-carboxypropyl)histidine synthase activity
Source: RefSeq, a predicted model, not a curated record